CGAGAGCGGCGAGGCGGCUGGUGUGAGCUAGAGCGGUGGCCUCCGUGCGGGUCGCUUCGGUGCCGCUGUCCGCUGCGCUGCCUCCGCCCUCGCCGCGCGCCACCGACUGCGGGACCCUGAAGAGCUCCCAGCGCCCCUUACGGGGCAGAAGAGUCGAGACUAGUGGAGCCGGCGCUGAGGGAGGAGCCGGGUCGGAGCUGCCGAGCCCAAGGCCCCCGGGCGUGGAGGUGGGGGGCUGAGGCCCCCGAGGGGGCCCCGCCGCGAUGGGCAACCUGGAGAGCGCCGAGGGGGGCCCGGGGGAGCCGCCUUCAGUCUCGCUGCUGCCGCCGCCCGGCAAGAUGCCGAUGCCUGAGCCCUGUGAACUGGAAGAGAGGUUCGCCCUGGUGCUGAGCUCCAUGAACCUGCCUCCUGACAAGGCCCGGCUCCUGCGGCAGUAUGACAAUGAGAAGAAGUGGGAUCUGAUCUGUGACCAGGAACGGUUCCAGGUGAAGAAUCCUCCCCAUACCUACAUCCAGAAACUCCAGAGCUUCUUGGACCCCAGUGUAACUCGGAAGAAGUUCAGGAGGAGAGUGCAGGAGUCAACCAAAGUACUGAGGGAGCUGGAGAUCUCACUUCGUACCAACCACAUUGGGUGGGUACGGGAGUUUCUGAAUGAUGAGAACAAAGGCCUGGAUGUGCUGGUGGAUUACCUGUCCUUUGCCCAAUGUUCUGUCAUGUUUGACUUUGAGGGUCUGGAGAGUGGUGACGAUGGUGCAUUUGACAAGCUCCGGUCCUGGAGCAGGUCCAUCGAGGACCUGCAGCCACCCAGCGCCCUGUCAGCCCCCUUCACCAACAGCCUCGCUCGCUCUGCACGCCAGUCUGUGCUCCGGUAUAGCACCCUCCCUGGGCGCAGGGCUCUGAAGAACUCCCGCCUGGUGAGCCAGAAGGAUGAUGUCCACGUCUGUAUCCUCUGUCUCAGAGCCAUCAUGAACUAUCAGUACGGAUUCAACCUGGUCAUGUCCCACCCCCACGCUGUCAAUGAGAUUGCACUCAGUCUCAACAACAAAAAUCCAAGGACCAAAGCCCUUGUCUUGGAGCUCUUGGCAGCUGUGUGUUUGGUGCGGGGAGGUCACGAAAUCAUUCUUGCUGCCUUUGACAAUUUCAAAGAGGUAUGCAAGGAGCUGCACCGCUUUGAGAAGCUGAUGGAGUAUUUCCGGAAUGAGGAUAGCAACAUCGACUUCAUGGUGGCCUGCAUGCAAUUUAUCAACAUCGUGGUGCACUCAGUAGAGGAUAUGAACUUCCGGGUCCACCUGCAGUAUGAGUUUACCAAGCUGGGGCUGGAGGAGUUCCUGCAGAAGUCAAGGCACACAGAGAGCGAGAAGCUGCAGGUGCAGAUCCAGGCAUACCUGGACAAUGUGUUUGAUGUUGGAGGUUUGUUGGAGGAUGCUGAGACCAAGAAUGUGGCGCUGGAGAAGGUGGAGGAGCUGGAAGAGCAUGUUUCCCAUCUCACAGAGAAGCUUCUGGACCUGGAGAAUGAGAACAUGAUGCGUGUGGCAGAGCUAGAGAAGCAGUUGCUGCAGCGGGAAAAGGAACUAGAAAGCAUCAAGGAGACUUAUGAGAACACGAGCCACCAGGUACACACGCUGCGGCGGCUCAUUAAAGAGAAGGAGGAGGCCUUCCAGCGCAGAUGCCACUUGGAGCCUGGGGCCCGGGGCCUGGAGUCCGUGGGCAGCGAGGCCCUGGCCCGGGUAGGCCCUGCAGAGCUGAGUGAGGGCAUGCUGCCCUCCGACCUGGACCUCCUGGCUCCAGCCCCACCGCCCGAGGAGGCCCUGCCUCUGCCUCCGCCACCUGCUCCUCCCCUGCCCCCUCCACCACCCCCAUUACCAGACAAAUGUCCCCCAGCCCCACCUCUCCCUGGCGCUGCUCCCUCUGUGGUGUUGACAGUAGGCCUGUCAGCCAUUCGUAUCAAGAAACCUAUCAAGACCAAGUUCCGGCUGCCUGUCUUCAACUGGACAGCACUGAAACCCAACCAGAUUAGCGGCACUGUCUUCAGUGAACUUGACGAUGAGAAGAUCUUGGAGGAUCUGGACCUGGACAAAUUUGAAGAACUGUUCAAGACGAAAGCCCAGGGCCCUGCCCUUGACCUCAUCUGCUCUAAGAGCAAGACAGCACAAAAAGCUGCCAGCAAGGUGACCCUGUUGGAAGCCAAUCGUGCCAAGAACCUAGCCAUCACCCUCCGCAAGGCUGGCCGCUCGGCUGAGGAGAUCUGCAGAGCCAUCCACACGUUUGACCUACAGACACUACCAGUGGACUUCGUGGAGUGCCUGAUGCGCUUCCUGCCCACAGAGGCUGAGGUGAAGCUGCUGCGGCAAUAUGAGCGGGAGCGGCAGCCCCUGGAGGAGCUGGCAGCUGAGGACCGCUUCAUGCUGCUCUUCAGCAAGGUGGAGCGGCUAACCCAGAGAAUGGCCGGCAUGGCCUUCCUGGGCAACUUCCAAGACAACCUGCAGAUGCUCACACCGCAACUCAAUGCCAUCAUUGCAGCCUCUGCCUCUGUCAAGUCCUCUCAGAAGCUGAAGCAGAUGUUGGAGAUCAUACUUGCACUGGGGAACUACAUGAACAGCAGCAAGCGAGGAGCUGUGUAUGGCUUCAAGCUCCAGAGCCUGGAUCUGCUGUUGGAUACCAAGUCCACUGACAGGAAGAUGACACUGCUGCAUUUCAUUGCACUGACCGUGAAGGAGAAAUACCCAGACCUGGCCAACUUCUGGCAUGAGCUACACUUCGUGGAGAAGGCUGCAGCAGUGUCCCUGGAGAACGUGCUGCUAGAUGUGAAGGAGCUGGGCCGUGGCAUGGAGCUGAUCCGGCGGGAAUGCAGCAUACAUGACAACAGUGUCCUUCGGAAUUUCCUCAGCACCAACGAAGGCAAACUGGACAAGCUCCAGCGUGAUGCCAAGACAGCCGAGGAGGCCUACAAUGCAGUUGUGCGCUACUUCGGUGAGAGUCCCAAGACCACACCCCCUUCUGUAUUCUUCCCGGUAUUUGUCCGAUUCAUUCGUUCUUACAAGGAAGCAGAACAAGAGAAUGAAGCUAGAAAGAAGCAGGAGGAGGUAAUGCGGGAGAAGCAGCUGGCUCAGGAAGCCAAGAAACUGGAUGCCAAGACCCCGUCCCAGCGGAACAAGUGGCAACAGCAGGAGCUAAUUGCAGAGUUGAGGAGGCGCCAGGCCAAGGAGCAUCGGCCUGUUUACGAGGGGAAGGACGGUACCAUUGAGGACAUCAUUACAGGCCUCCACCGCCAGCCCAUUGUCGUUCGCCACCAAGCCAGGAGUGCCGCACCACCCAAUGGGCCCCCUCGGGCUCCAGGCCCCCACUAAGGCCCUCUUGGUGGCAGAAGCACUUCAACUCUCAGAGUCCUGCAAGUCCAACCUGUGGACCUGGAGCCCUGGAAUUGGCUGAGGGUGCAGCAGAGGGCUAUGCUGCUUUCAACCCAGCAUCCAUCCCAGCACUCAGAGCUGCACGUGCCUGAUGUCAGUGUGGGCACUGGGUCUUUUGGGGCCUGACACUCCCCUGGUGCCUCUAGUACUGCACUUUGCCCCUCCAGGGUCUUCUUUUCCUGAAAGGUCACCAAUGGUCAACUCAGGGCUGGGAAAAAUCAUUUCUAGCCUUAGCCUAUACUGGGGCCAGUAGGCCCUUGUCACUAGGCCAGAGGGACAAGAGGAGAAAGCAACUAUCCCUUCUUUUUCCCUUCCUUUUUGCAGCUCCAUGGUCAGCUGUGGUCUGGAAGUAUCCAGACUUAGGGAGUACCUUACCAGUCUCAGAUCAUCUUUUACCAGGAGCAAGGCCCACCUAAGCCUGGGCCCCACCCAGCUGUGCCCUGGUGAUAAGGGUAGAGGAAAGAUGCCACGCUUACUGCCCUUGGCCCUUUCCACUCUAGGCUGACUCUGUUCUUGUUGAAGUGAGCAGAAGGGUAGAGGUUUUCCCUGCCCCUGCCCCUGCUCCAGGAUAGCUAGAGAAAGGGUGUGACAUCAGCAUCCUCACUUCCUCUCCACUGCAAGGGUUUGUUUUGGCAGGGGGCAGGGGACAUGGUGGUCUUAGCUAUUUUCUUAGUCUCCUGCCAGUUUCUUCUCAGCCCCUGGAGGAGAAUACAGGGAGCCACUUCUUUUUGUACAUGUAUCACCUCCCUUCUCUCGUGUACAUAAAUCCCAGACCUUUUUUCUCUCAACAAAGGCUUGAAGCACCA
Messenger RNA from Hyaena hyaena (striped hyena), 4213 nucleotides. RefSeq names its product formin like 3 (gene FMNL3). NCBI's taxonomy places the organism in Eukaryota, Metazoa, Chordata, Mammalia, Carnivora, Hyaenidae. The transcript is spliced from 26 exons. The record is from RefSeq and is a predicted model, not a curated record. Gene Ontology annotation, molecular function: actin filament binding; small GTPase binding. Gene Ontology annotation, biological process: cell migration; regulation of cell shape; cortical actin cytoskeleton organization. Gene Ontology annotation, cellular component: cytosol. The coding region runs from base 264 to 3347 and encodes 1027 amino acids.